AUGAAACCUAAGGUCGAGGUGGAGCUGAAACGUCUAGAAAAAGAAGGCAUACUAAGAAAGGUCAAAUUCAGCGAUUGGGCGACGCCUAUUGUGCCAGUUGCCAAAUCAAACGGCACAGUUCGAAUUUGUGGCGACUAUAAGACCACAGUUAACCCCCAGCUUCAGACAGAAGAGUACCCACUCCCACGCAUCGAUGACAUAUUCGCUAAGCUAGCAGGAGGGCAGAAGUUCACCAAGAUUGACCUCAGACAGGCCUACCAUCAGAUGGAUGUGGAGGAAGAGUCACAAGAGUACUUGACGAUUAACACCCAUCAGGGGUUGUACCGAUACAACCGCCUGGUAUUCGGGAUCACUUCAGCCCCAGCAAUUUGGCAGAGAUCUAUGGAUCAAAUCUUAGAAGGGUUCGAAGGAACUAGUUGCAUCUUAGACGACAUGAUUAUCACAGGAAAAGAUGACAAAGAGCACCUUGAAAAUCUGGAGGAAGUACUGAAGAGGCUACAGGCAAAUGGCCUACGAACAAACCGCGAGUAG
Molecule: messenger RNA, 531 nt
Organism: Pocillopora verrucosa
Lineage: Eukaryota; Metazoa; Cnidaria; Anthozoa; Scleractinia; Pocilloporidae
Source: RefSeq, a predicted model, not a curated record